Molecule: messenger RNA, 1076 nt
Organism: Priapulus caudatus
Lineage: Eukaryota; Metazoa; Priapulida; Priapulimorpha; Priapulimorphida; Priapulidae
Exons: 3
Coding region: 324-1076 (250 amino acids)
Biological process (GO): carbohydrate metabolic process
Cellular component (GO): membrane
Molecular function (GO): galactoside 2-alpha-L-fucosyltransferase activity
Source: RefSeq, a predicted model, not a curated record
GGUGACCAGCUUGCGAUGCGCAGCCAAGCGGUUCCCGAUUCAAAUCGGUCAUUGCGCCCACAGGAGGAACUGGUUAUGCACGCCGUUUCGCCGCCAGAUGACGCGUGGGCUAAGAGGAGCGCAUGAAUAAACCACGUACCGAGGAAAAGACGACGGUUUACACAUGCGACGUCGCACGACUGACAGGAGAGGAGGUGUGUGUACGUAUUUCCAGGUGUUAGUCGGUCUCUGCACGUGACAAUGCAGUCCACCAGGCUGCUAUAUUUGUUGUGUAUGAAAUAGCCGAGAUUUCGUAACACAGACUGUGAUAAUACAAUAGAGAUAUGCAUGGGAAUACCUAUCGUCUGUUCCGGAAGAGAGCUUUCUAUGUCGCUGUCGCUGCGACACUAUUCCUUGUCGCCGCUCUCAACUACAUCUCAGCGGGAUCGGAGCGCCACCUGGUGCCGAAUGAGGUGCACGCCGGCGACGAGGCGGCGGCAGCGGCCGAGCCCGUGUAUAUAUCCGUAUCGUCGACGAUGGGUGGCCUGGGUAACAGGAUGUGGGAGUAUGCAUCUAUGUACGGCCUCGCUCUCACCAACAACAUGACGCCUGCCAUUGAGCGCGACUCGUUCCUCACCGACCAGUUCGCGCAGCUGACUGCCGUGCGCCUCGAAGCUAGUGAGAUCUCAGCCUUCAAGCAGGUCUACUUCGACCACUGCUGCAAGUACUACGGCUCGCUGUGCAACCUCGUGCGAGCGAACACGACUGUCGGCUCGUUCCUGCAGUCGUACAAGUACUUCAACGCGCAUGCCGACGUCGUUCGUCGGCAGUUCGUCUUUGACCGACGCACGCGCGCAGCCGCCGCGCGCCUCGGCGACGUCGUCUUCGUCGGCACCGACGACCCGCUCGUCGACAUGUGCGCGCUCAGCGACUGCGAUCACGUGAUCAUGACCGUCGGCACAUUCGGCUGGUGGGCGGGCUUCCUGUCUGGCGGUGACGUCAUCUAUUUCGCGCAGCCGACGUGGCCGGGCUCGAUGUAUGACAAUGAGCUGAUUGUUGAGGAUUACUACCGGCCAGAGUGGAUCGGUAUGGAGUAG